AUGAAUCAUUCAUCAAAUGCACCACCUAUAAAACCACUACUCCCACUACGAAAACAACAACAGUUUGCAAAUGGGGGCCCCAGAUUGUCUCUAGGGACAGCUUCUAGAUCAUCAACAUUACAAUCAACAGUUGGGACAACGACUCCAUUCAGUAACGUUUAUGGCGCAAGAGGUGCUACAAGUGCGAAUGGGUACGGUCAGCAGCAAGCAAAUCCAAGACACAGUUUUCAAGGAAAUGUACAAUCUGCGUUCAUAAAUGAUGCUACACCUUCAACUGGAAACAAGCGAAGAUCGGUUUUGUAUUCAGUUCCUGCUUCAACCAAUAAAAAGAGGACAAGUGUGGGUAUACCUUCGCUGCAGGUUUCACAACUUGCAAAUGCUCCAAGGACGCUGUUUCAAUUACUGCAAGAGCUGCAACAACAACAACCAGCCACUAAUCGACACUUAAACUCUUCACAACCGACUCCCCUGUCAUCACAACUGAUACCACUUCAAUCACAUAUACCACAACCUCAAUAUGGAGUACUACAUCUGGUACCUACAGAUAGAGCUGUCAACAGAGCCAGACAGGAACAAAUGGCACAGAAAAUAUACAAGUUUCUAGCCACCAACCACUUUGAAGUUAGGACAUCAAUAUCCUUGAAUGAAAACACCCUAAAGAUUCCCACACAACGAAAUUUCUAUGAAAUUUUCAAAUUCAUGUACCACUUCAUUGAUCCAUCAUAUGUUUUUCGUAAGUCAGCAGAGCAAGAAAUAAUUCCAUUACUAAAGUCAUUACAAUAUCCAGCACUCGGUACGAUAUCACGUUUACAAUUUAAUGCGGUUGGAGGACAAAAUUGGCCUAAUUUCUUGGCCAUUCUUGAAUGGAUACUAACUUACAUUGAAUCGAAUGUGGCCAUUGUCGAUGAUCUCAGCCCCAAUGAUGAUUUUGACCGCAUUUUCAUGGGAUACAACUAUAGCUGCUACCUCAAAUUUCUUGAUGCCGAUGAGGAUUACGAAGCACCACACCAACAAAUGUUGAAAGAGUUUGAAGAAGAGAUGGAAAAAUUCAAAACUCAAGAAAAGAACCUUUCGGUUCAAAAGAGCAAAUUGAAUGAAAAUUAUGAGCAAUUGUUGAAUGAUUUAAAACUAAGAGAUGACGCUGAUAGGAAAACAAGAGCCUUGGAAGAAGACUUUACCAAACUUCGUGAAUAUAUUGAAGAAGUGCAAAAGAGAAUACCAGAAUGGAGUGCCAAAUUGCACCAGUUGCUGGAUGAAGUAUAUUCUGCCAAUGAAAACUUGAAAACUUUACAAAAGGAACGAGAUACCUUGGAGCAAGAAUUUCAAGCUAGUGGUGUUUCAAUCAAAGACAUUACUGAUUUGGAAUUGAAACGUGACAAGCUAUCAAAAACAAUUGAAGCUGAAAAUGUGAAAUUGGAGAGGAAAAAAGAUGAUCUUCAAGAAAGGAUAGCUGAUACCGAGAAUGGUUGUUUUACCAUUGAAAAAUUGGUGGUCAGUUAUAACAGUAUUGUUGAGAAAUUCAACUAUAGCAACUCCAACGGGUAUACAUUCGGUUUACAACUCAAAGACUUAAUUGAUUCCAACAUUGCCUAUGGAAGAGAUGAACUAUUCAAAGACAAGACCCUUGGAGAAGAGUCGAAUCAAUUAAGCUUGUUGCGUGGAAGUAUUGAUGCUAAAUUAAGUCAAAAUAGAGUCGAGCUUGAUAAAAUCAAUGAACAACUUGACUCAAUGCAAGAAUAUGCCGCUGGUCAACGAACCAAUUUGGCCACUAUUCAGAAUGAUGAGUACAAGCAAAAACGUAGCAAUGAUGAGAAAUCACAGCAAAUUUACAGCCUACAAGCCAAAAUGUCGGAGGAUAUUGAAGAUCGUGAGAAAAAGAUUAGGGAUACCAAAUCAUCAAUCACUGGCAACAUCCUCAAUUAUGAACGUGAAUUUCAAGAUGCACAUUUGAAUAAAAAAAUUGUUAUUCAAGAUUUGCAGCAAAAGCAGUUGGAAAUUGAUCAACAGCUUUUCAGGAUUCAGGCAUUCAUUACCAAGUUCAAAACUUCUUUAAGUGAGAGAUUAAUAUCCGCUUAUGACCAUUUCAGUUGA
This is a messenger RNA of Lodderomyces parapsilosis, 2091 nucleotides long. RefSeq names its product kinetochore-associated Ndc80 complex subunit. The transcript has a single exon. The coding region runs from base 1 to 2091 and encodes 696 amino acids. Gene Ontology annotation, biological process: attachment of mitotic spindle microtubules to kinetochore. Lineage: Eukaryota; Fungi; Ascomycota; Pichiomycetes; Serinales; Debaryomycetaceae. The record is from RefSeq and is a predicted model, not a curated record. Gene Ontology annotation, cellular component: Ndc80 complex.